Megalobrama amblycephala (Wuchang bream) is the source of this 2460-nucleotide messenger RNA. RefSeq names its product protein SSUH2 homolog. The transcript has 11 exons. Bases 866 to 1903 code for a protein of 345 amino acids. Lineage: Eukaryota; Metazoa; Chordata; Actinopteri; Cypriniformes; Xenocyprididae. The record is from RefSeq and is a predicted model, not a curated record.
UCAUCAAAAAUAUCUUAAUUUGUGUUCUAAAGAUGAACGAAUGUCUUAAUGGUGUAGAACGACAUGAGGGUGAACAAAGCUAACAGACAUAUAAUUAAAGGUUAUUCAUUGUAUCAUAUUGUUUCAGAUCAGAUUGUAUCAUAACAGCAUAUUUCCUUUCAACAUUUAUGCACCAUUUAUUCAGAUGUUUCACUUUAUUUAUCACUACUUGCACUAGUUGCAUGGAUCAGCAAAAAGUUUGGUUAAAUCAGAUUACAUUAAAAAUCUGCAAAUCAACUGUAAAUAGUUGUUUAUCAUUUUACUUCAUUAUUUUGUAUGAAGUUACCACUAUGGUGAUCAGUUUUUCCAUUUGACUUCUUUUAUAGUUUUUAUUAAACUGAAGGAAACAGUGGUCAUAUGGAGGCGGGCUUUGUGUUUUGUGUUUUCAACUUCUUUAACCUUUAGACUACAAAACAUCUUUCUCCAAUCAUAACCCAUAAGCGUCAGAACAUGUGCUUCUGUACAGCUAUAUAAUCGUCAUCAUACUCUGAUUUGAACAGAAGCUCUGAGAAGAAGGUAAGUCUUUGAUUAUUUCUGUUAAAAAAAGCAUAUUUGGCUAAUAAUUUAUAAAUGAAUGAUAGAAUGAAAUGAAUAAUGUAAAUAAAUAGCUAUAUAAACAAUUAUUUUAAGCUAUAUUUAGCAUAUGCAAAAAAUAUCCUAUUUCUGAAUGUGCUUUUUUCAGCUGUUGCAGAUCUGAUUUAAUGAGAGAACUUUCAAAUUAAACUCGACCAAUGUUUGCUUUUGAUUAGCUGAAAUUCAGUUGCAAUACAUAAUUCAUGAGGUUAAGCAAGUUGUCCUAUUUUGUUGUAAUCUAUUUCUUGCAAGCAUGUUUGACAGCAUCCCGGGAUAUGAGGGAAUUGCGGUCGGCGGAGGUGGUGCGUAUCUUCCACCUCCAAUGCCCUCUGUGCCGAUGCCUGUGCCUGAGCAACCCUCCAGCCAUCCAGAAUGGCACAGCAACAUUCCUUCCAUCUCAGAAGGAAGAGCGCGUGCAGCUUUUGAAGAUUACGUCUCCAGCAAGUGCUGCUAUAGUUCUGCUCCCGUCAGAGAUGGAGUUAUAACCAACAUGGAGUCCUUUAACACAUACAGGUAUCGUUUGGAGACAUUCACAGAGUACAGAUCUACUAAAUUGUGUCAGGAGCCUUACACAGGGCAGCGUGUCGAUGCCGGGAUUCAGCGUGCUCCUGGACUGUGGGAGAUUGCAGCUCAACCUCCGUCCUACUUUACUGAGCACAAGGAGAAUAUUAGAGUGCCCUACACUUCCUCAAUUAAGAAAUGUGACCCCUGCGGUGGAUUGGGAAAAAAACCCUGUUCUUCUUGCACUGGAACCGGAAGCAAAGUGUGCUCUGAGUGUAACGGUUCUCGUCAACGUCCUGAUAACGAGUCCUGCAAUAAAUGUGACUAUAGUGGACGUGAAAAAUGUAGUUCAUGUAGCGGCAGCGGCUUCCACAAGUGUGACACCUGUGAUGGAAAGGGACAGCUUCUCGUCUACAUCAACCUCAAAGUCAAAUGGAUCACUGAGAGGGAUGAUUUCGUAGGGCAAGAUUCGAGCGGUCUGAGAUCAGAAAACCUGGGGAAGGUUUCAGGGAAGGAGCUCUUCAGAGACGCCCAGAUUAACGUCUAUCCAGUGCUGGGUUUCCCUGAUGUUUCUGUUGCUCAAGCAUCUGAGCGUUUAAUAAGAGACCAUCAGGUGAAAUAUACCAAGAACUCCCGCAUAUUACAACAGAGGCAGAUAAUCGAGCUCAUUAACAUAACAAGGGUGAAGUACACUUGGAAAGAGAUGCCCUAUGUUUACUAUGUGUAUGGAAAUGAGAUGAAAGUGAACGCUGAUGACUAUCCCGCCACCUGCUGCUGUUCUGUCAUGUGACUCGACAUGUUCAUUCCAAACAUCAUAACCGCUGACUGUACAUCCAACAUUCAUCAUCUCAAACCUGACACAAAAAGAAAACCUGUACAAAAUGUCUAUUAUACACAAGGGCCUGGUUUCACAGACAUUUGAGUAGCUUUUAUAAACGUGCCUUAGAAAAAACAUUACUGGUGUUCAUCUUGAGACAAAACAAUGGCAUUGACUUUUUUAAAGAUAUGUCAGAGCAAGUUGCUUUCAGUUAAAACAGCUCAAACAUGCAUUUUAAUCUGGGACUAGGUUUAAGCUUUAUGAAACCGGGACAGAAGUUCAAAACUGUUGGUGGUUAUCUUGCAGAUAUUUGUAACAUUUUAAUAUGUCAUCUCACUAUUCAUAAAACAUUUUAAUGCUAGUUUGCUAUAAUUUUUCUGAGAAACAGUUCUGAAAUUUUGCCUGCAGCAAAUUGUAAAAAUUCAAAGUCUAAAUAAUGUGUGAGUUUUGAGAAUGGAACACACUGAUUGAGAAGGGAACAAAAAAAAAAAAAAAAAAAAAAAAAAAAAAAAAAAAAAAUAUAUAUAUAU